Messenger RNA from Arctia plantaginis, 246 nucleotides. Lineage: Eukaryota; Metazoa; Arthropoda; Insecta; Lepidoptera; Erebidae. The record is from the annotation of a GenBank genome assembly.
AUGUUGACCUUAUGGAAUUUAUUUGAAGCCUCACUGCUUUGCUUGAAUGCAGUCUGUGUACUACACGAAGAAAGAUUUAUGCAAAAAAUGGGCUGGGGAGCUACUGGUCAAAACCAAGGAUUUGAGGACCAGUCAUCAGUUAAAUUCCAGAUUCUAAAUUUAGUCAGAUCCAUCAGAACAGUCACUAGAAUUCCCCUGAUCAUUCUCAACAUAUUAACGAUAAUAUUCAAAUUAUUAUUAGGGUAA